Molecule: messenger RNA, 956 nt
Organism: Theobroma cacao (cacao)
Lineage: Eukaryota; Viridiplantae; Streptophyta; Magnoliopsida; Malvales; Malvaceae
Product: Ku70-binding family protein
Biological process (GO): mitochondrial proton-transporting ATP synthase complex assembly; mitochondrial protein processing
Molecular function (GO): metalloendopeptidase activity
Source: RefSeq, a predicted model, not a curated record
AAACAAAAUAUGGUAAAUAACCCUUGAAAAGAGAAAACCCAAACCCGCCAGCUAGAGAGCUGCUCAAUCCUCUGCCCAAAAACCCAAUAGAGAAAAAUGGCAGAGGAACCCGCCCCGAAACCUGGAUUAGAAGGACGCACCGUUGAUGAAUGCCGAGACAUGAUCCAAAGAAGUUUCCGGACUCCAAUGGUGAAAUUUUUGAAGGAGCAUUUGGAGAAAGCUGGGUGCACGUUUGGGGAUAAUUUCAUCAAGGCCGUUCAUUGCAACAACCAGAUUAGUGGAGGCUAUGUUCGUGGUGAAGGAAUAAUGGUGUGUAGCAACCAUAUCAACAUGCAAGAUGAGGUCAAUCAAGUAGUUAUACACGAGCUUAUUCAUGCGUAUGAUGAUUGCCGUGCUGCAAAUUUGGACUGGGCUAACUGUGCUCAUCAUGCCUGUAGUGAGAUUCGUGCUGGCCAUCUAAGCGGUGAUUGCCACUACAAACGGGAAUUGCUGCGAGGUUAUAUGAAGAUAAGGGGCCAUGAACAAGACUGCGUGAGAAGAAGAGUUAUGAAAUCAGUGACUGCUAACCCUUACUGCUCCGAAGCAGCUGCAAAGGAUGCCAUGGAGGCCGUGUGGGAUAUCUGUUACAAUGACACAAAGCCCUUUGACAGAGCUCCUUGAAAUUUGGUCAUAGCAAUCCCAACCAGUUUCUGCUAGGCAUAUCAUUUCUAAUGAUUCUGGAAAGAAUCCUAUAUUUGUUUUGUAGGAUAGGAACAUGCCCUGGUUCUUUAAUUGCAUACAUUUCAAUCUAAAGAGAGUAUUCAUUUCUCUAAGAAGUCUUUUAACCCUCUUGGAGAUGACUGAAAGGAAAGGAUUGUACCAUUUCUGAAUGUUACACAAAUUCUAUACCAAUGGUUAUUGAGAUCAGAUUAAGAGAAUAAGAAUCCUCAUUAUACCAAUUUUGUUGGAUUCACUAA